GUCCGGGUAGAAACAGCAACUGGGACAGCUGCAGUUCUGAGUGCCAGGAUGGGAGCGGUGGAUUGUCACUGCCAUCUCGCGGCACCCGAAUUUCAAAGGGACAUUGAAAGUGUAUUGGAAGAAGCCAAAAAGUCUAAAGUUUUGGCCCUGGUAGUAGUUGCUGAACAUUCUGGAGAUUUCACAAAAAUUAUUCAACUUUCAGAAAGGUAUCCAGGAUUUAUUUUUCCGUGCUUGGGCAUCCAUCCAGUUCAAAGUAUUCCAGGUGGAUGUGAACGCAGUGUUACUUUAAAGGAUCUAGAAGAAGCAUUCCCACUCAUUGAACUGUAUCAGGAUAACUUGCUGGCCAUUGGGGAGAUUGGUUUGGAUUUUACUCCCAGAUUUGCCAGCAGUGAUGAACAGAAGGAAGGGCAACGACAAGUCUUGAUAAAACAAAUUCAACUGGCAAAACAACUUGACUUACCUUUAAAUGUUCAUUCCCGCUCAGCUGGAAGGCCAACGAUUAACCUCUUAAAGGAACAAGGUGCUGAGAAAGUGUUGCUCCAUGCAUUUGAUGGCAAACCAUCUGUAGCAAUGGAAGGAGUGAAGGCUGGAUAUUUUUUCUCUAUCCCUCCUUCAAUUGCAAGGAGUGAACAGAAGCAGAAACUUGUGAAACAGCUACCUCUAGAAAGCAUUUGCUUGGAAACUGACUCCCCUGCCCUAGGUCCUGAGAAACAGGUGAGAAAUGAGCCAAAGAAUAUCUUCAUUGCUGCAGAAUACAUUGCUAAAAUAAAAGGAAUUUCAGUGGAAGAUGUUUUACAUGCAACAACACAGAAUUCACUGAAGGUCUUUCCUAAACUGAAAAACUUCCUCAGGUCCUAGAUGAUAUUCUAUAGUAUCUGAGAUUAAUUCAGAUUAUUUAAAUAUGUGUAAUUACAUAAAAUGUAUAAUAUUAAAAUAUCUAACAGAA
This is a messenger RNA of Thamnophis sirtalis, 946 nucleotides long. RefSeq names its product TatD DNase domain containing 3 (gene TATDN3). Gene Ontology annotation, molecular function: hydrolase activity, acting on ester bonds. The record is from RefSeq and is a predicted model, not a curated record. Lineage: Eukaryota; Metazoa; Chordata; Lepidosauria; Squamata; Natricidae.